Molecule: messenger RNA, 1626 nt
Organism: Rhinocladiella mackenziei CBS 650.93
Lineage: Eukaryota; Fungi; Ascomycota; Eurotiomycetes; Chaetothyriales; Herpotrichiellaceae
Exons: 2
Coding region: 1-1626 (541 amino acids)
Biological process (GO): DNA recombinase assembly; double-strand break repair via single-strand annealing; double-strand break repair via homologous recombination
Cellular component (GO): nucleus
Source: RefSeq, a predicted model, not a curated record
AUGCCUGCCGUUGGUGAUCAACAUAAGCUGAAUGGCAACAACACGUCGAACCCCUUCGAGGAGCAAAAGCCACGAAUCGCAGAGUAUACCGCUCAAGAGAUUGCCACACUACAGAGUCGACUAGAUAGACAAUUAGGACCAGAGUUUAUCUCUACGCGAGCGGGACCGGGAGGUUCAAGAGUGCACUAUUUAGCAGCAGACAAGGCAAUAAGCCUCGCAAACGAAGUGUUUGGCUUCAAUGGCUGGAGCAGCUCAAUUCAAAACAUUCAAAUCGAUUUUGUUGACGAGAAUCUCCAGACUGGCAAGAUCUCCCUCGGCCUCUCCGUUAUUGUCCGCGUCACAUUGAAAGAUGGCACUCAUCAUGAAGACAUUGGGUAUGGACAAAUCGAGAAUUGCAAGGGAAAAGCAGCAGCUUUUGAGAAAGCCAAAAAGGAGGGCACCACAGACGCAUUGAAACGGGCGUUGCGAAAUUUUGGCAACGUACUGGGAAAUUGUGUAUACGACAAAAAUUAUUUGGCCAAAAUCACCAAGGUGAAGGUUGGAGCUACGAAAUGGGAUCCGGAAAUGUUGCAUCGACAUCCGGACUUUGCCCCCAAGAAACAAGAAGAGGAGAUGAAAUCAAAUGGGCCCGCUCCUGCGCAAGAAGCCCCAAAUGAAUUCGAUGACACCUUCGACCUGGCCGAUUUUGAAGAGGUGGACUUUGAUGGUGUUGAUAUGGAACAUCCGGAGGAAGUGGCGUUGCCCGCCGAACCAGCAGAAUCAAACGGCGGACCAGCUAAUGGUGCUCCAGAGCGGAUGCUCCCUCCGGCGAGGCCAGAUUUGACCACACCAUCCAAAGCUCCUGUUGUCAGUGGGCCAGCCCCACGGCCUGCAUCAACAAGAUCAGGUCCAAGUAAUGGUUCUCUCAAUAUCAUUCCUCAACCUCUGCCCGGUCACCGGCUUCCAGCUCCCAUGGCUCCAGCUCCCAAACCGACAACAGGGACAGAUGAAACAUCUCGGCCAUCCUCUCCGGCCGGAGGCCCGCAACAUUUGGCUCCUCACCCACCCGGACAAGGGCCUUCUGGAGCCGCAGGAUUUCCUCGUCCGGCAGGAUUCUAUUCGGCGAGAGCGGCUGGAAACAUAGAUGCCCACAACAAUGUCAUCACAUCCGGGCCGGCCACCGCCCCCAAGUUCAAUCCUCACGCUGAAAGUCCGUCGAUCCGCAAAACGACGGGUGUGAAUCACAACAAAUCUGUCCCAUUGAAACGUGAUUUGACGGUUGACAUCCCCAAACUUCCGGCGCCCAAUGUAGUCCAUCCGCAGUCUGAUCAGAGCAGAAGAGUUGGUGCACCGGGUCCAAAUGGACCAUUUUCAACCGGUAGGGGACCUAACACAUCUGCAUAUCGUCCUCCAACAAGGCGAGGGCCGGAUUCGAUAGCUGGGCCCACGACAAAUCCAGCCGAGCCUGAAUGCUUCGAUCGGGAUUUAUCGGCAGCCAAAAGAACACCGCUUGGGGAUGUGAGCAAUGUACAGCACAAUGUGACGGCAGUCACAGCUGAUGGGUUAGACGCGAAAAGGCAAAGGGUGUCGGAGACAGCCAUAAAUGGAAACGAGGCCACAAAGAAUACUAACCAGAGCAAUGGUUGA